Dentiscutata heterogama is the source of this 153-nucleotide messenger RNA. The record is from the annotation of a GenBank genome assembly. NCBI's taxonomy places the organism in Eukaryota, Fungi, Glomeromycota, Glomeromycetes, Diversisporales, Gigasporaceae.
UUGACAAUUGAGUUUCACCCAAUUGUAAAAGAAACGCUCGAUCCAAACUUACAACUGGAGCUAACUGCGCAUAUAUAUGCCGACUCUGAGUCCGCCAGGGCUGCUAUGAGAAUUGCGGACAACAUAACGAUAAAAGAUGGUAUAGAUGCAUAA